Anguilla anguilla (European eel) is the source of this 2494-nucleotide messenger RNA. RefSeq names its product dihydrouridine synthase 3-like (S. cerevisiae) (gene dus3l). NCBI's taxonomy places the organism in Eukaryota, Metazoa, Chordata, Actinopteri, Anguilliformes, Anguillidae. The transcript is spliced from 14 exons. Gene Ontology annotation, molecular function: tRNA dihydrouridine synthase activity; flavin adenine dinucleotide binding; RNA binding. Bases 133 to 2118 code for a protein of 661 amino acids. The record is from RefSeq and is a predicted model, not a curated record. Gene Ontology annotation, biological process: tRNA processing.
UUUAUUUUGAAAUUUUCAGACCGUCGCAAAAGUGUCGCCUGCUUCACACUGCGUGGACCGCAGAUACAAGACGAUUUUACAGUUAACGCUGAACACGUGCAGGCCGUGAACACGGGAGAUCAAACAGAAGCCAUGACCGAGGAAAAUGGCACCAGUGGGGCUGUUAAAAACACAGAAACAACUGACUAUGAGAAAGGAACAGCCGCGGUCAAGCCACAAUAUCUCGCAACUAAGGAGAAAUUCCACGAGAUGCUGGACUCCGGACAGCAAGGCUCGGAUGACGUUGGUCAGUCCGAAGGAAGCAUGGAGCCCGUCCAAAAGAAGAUGAAACUGGAGGAUGUGGCAGAGCGGGAGGAGAGACCCACCAGAAAGAAAGAAAGAGGGCAGUUCAAGAGCAGGCCUCAUAUGAAGCCGCACGCUUACUGUGAAAGUAAACUCUGUCCCUCGAUAGUGCAGGAGCGUGAGACCAAGUGUUUUUAUGGAGAGAAAUGCAGAUUUCUCCACGACGUUUCUCAGUAUAUGGAAUUAAAGCCUGCGGAUAUUGGGGAACACUGUUACCUGUUUGACAGAUUCGGAAAAUGCCGUUAUGGUGUGGCGUGCAGAUACGCCAAAGCACAUACCAGCGACGAUUUUAAGAACUUGGUAAACGACGAUUUGUGGAAUGCCAAUAAGGAGAAAGUGACGGUGAAGAACAACCUGGACAAAGAUCUCCAGAGGAAGCUACGCAAGAGGCAGGUUUGUUUCAAAGCCUCUGAGGAGUACCUGAGGACGAUCGCCAAAGCGACCGGUCAGGUCGGCGCCUCAAAAGCAGCCACCGAGAAAAAACUACAAGACCCAUGCUGCACCGCAGAGAACGCCCCGGCUGAGCCCAUCGCUGUGGCAGAGAAGACGGGAGGGGAGGAGCCAAUGGGCACCGCUGGAGAUGAAACCUCGUCUGUGACGCCCUCGCUUCCGAAUUGCCUUGGAAAGCCAGAGCAGUGUUCGGAGAAGGCCACGCCCGUUAAGACCAGCGGUGCUUUGACCGAUGUCGACGUCGUAAAACUUCGCCCCUGUGAAAAGAAGCGAGUGAAUUUCAAAGAUAAGUUGUACCUUGCACCCUUAACAACGUGUGGAAACCUGCCGUUCCGUCGCAUAUGCAAGCGCUUCGGGGCGGACGUCACCUGCGGGGAAAUGGCCAUGUGCACCAACCUGCUGCAGGGCCAGACCUCCGAGUGGGCCCUGCUGAAACGGCACGAGAGCGAGGACCUCUUCGGCGUGCAGCUUGAAGGUUGUUUCCCAGACACCAUGACUAAGUGUGCAGAACUGCUCAACAGAAACAUUGAAGUUGACUUUGUGGAUAUCAACUCUGGCUGUCCCAUUGACCUUGUCUACAAGAAGGGCGGUGGUUGUGGGCUGAUGUCUCGCACAAAGAAGUUUGAACAGAUCAUCAGAGGAAUGAACUCGGUGCUGGAUGUCCCUUUAACUGUCAAAAUUCGAACCGGCGUUCAAGACAAAGUGAAUAUUGCACACAAACUCAUCCCGGAGAUGAAGAAUUGGGGCGUGUCCCUGAUCACACUUCAUGGGAGAUCUCGAGAGCAGCGCUACACGAAGUUAGCGGACUGGGACUACAUCAACACCUGUUCCAAACUGGCCAGUCCCGUCCCACUUUUUGGAAAUGGGGAUAUUCUUUCUUACGAGGAUGCAAUGCAAGCCAGAGAGACGGGGGUAUCUGGAAUCAUGUUAGCAAGAGGUGCUCUGAUAAAGCCGUGGAUUUUCACUGAGAUUAAAGAAAACAGGCACUGGGACAUUUCCUCUGGUGAACGCCUGGACGUCCUCAAAGAUUUCACACACUUCGGCUUGGAACACUGGGGGUCCGAUACCCAGGGCAUAGAGAAGAUCAGAGUGUUCCUGCUGGAAUGGUUGUCCUUCAUGUGCAGGUAUGUCCCCGUUGGACUGCUGGAGCGUGUUCCGCAGAAGAUUAACGAGCGCCCCCCUUAUUACAUGGGGAGGGACUACCUGGAGUCUCUGAUGGCGAGCCAGCAUGUGGGCGACUGGAUCAGAAUUAGUGAAAUGCUGCUUGGACCGGUUCCUCAAAAUUUUAGUUUUCUGCCAAAACACAAAGCUAAUGCCUACAAAUGAAUAGUUACGUAUGCCAAGGAAAAGCAAUGCUGCUGAAGUGUAUUUACUUCAAAUUCCUUAUUGUAUUUUUGGGUUAAUUUUCAUUGAAAUUUCUGGAAAAUAAAGUAUUUUGAAGUACUUGUGGAACUAGCCAAACCGGUUAAUUGUUACUCAAAAUGAUUUUAAUGAUUGAUGAUUAAAAUGAUUUGAAGUGUUUCACAAUUAUUAAAUUAAGUGAGUUUACAAAAGCUGCUGUUUGUUUAAUUAUAGAUUUGCUGCAAUUAAGUCACAAACAUUUUUUUGUCUUUUCCUUUGUAGUGAUUAUGUAAUUAUACAGCAGAUUACCUAAUCCAUAUUUAGAUGGGCCACCUAAAUAAAAAAAACACUCAAACUUUGA